Messenger RNA from Knipowitschia caucasica, 1815 nucleotides. Lineage: Eukaryota; Metazoa; Chordata; Actinopteri; Gobiiformes; Gobiidae. The record is from the annotation of a GenBank genome assembly.
AUGAUGAAUUAUGUAGUGGUUGGUGUGAUUGAGUGGGUGAAUGGGGUGUGUGGGUUGGGGGUUGGGAAUUUGGGCCUGCUCUUCAUGCUGCUGUUCUUCAUCUAUGCAGCAUUGGGAGUCGAGCUGUUCGGAGAGCUCGUGUGUAACGCAGAUUACCCGUGUGAGGGCAUGAGUCGACACGCCACCUUCGAGAACUUUGGGAUGGCGUUCCUCACUCUGUUCCAGGUGUCGACCGGAGACAACUGGAACGGAAUCAUGAAGGACACGUUGAGGGAGUGCCCGCCUGACGGCCCGGGCUCAGACUACGGCUGCCACGCGGGUCUUCAGUUCAUCUCUCCGCUGUACUUCGUGUCCUUCGUGUUGACCGCUCAGUUCGUGCUGAUAAACGUGGUGGUGGCGGUCCUCAUGAAGCACCUGGACGACUCCAACAAAGAGGCGCAGGAGGACGCCGAGAUGGACGCCGAGAUCGAGCUGGAGCUGGCUCAAGGGGGCCUCUGCUGCAUGAUGGGAAACAUCGGGGUGAUCGCGGGGGCCACGCUGGCGGCUGGAGGAGCGGGAGGGCUGGGGGCGAGCGGAGGGGCAGGGCCAGCAGGGGGCGCUGUGGUCGGAGCAGGACAGGACGCGCUCACGCAUCACCAACGCCGCUGUAGGCUCUACUCGCCGGCUCAGGAGAACCAGUGGCUGGACAGUGUGUCUCUGCUCAUCAAAGACUCUGCAGAAGGGGAUCUGAUUGACAACCUGUCGGGCUCCGUGUUCCACAGCUACAGCUCAGCCCCUGUGUGUGCGGACCGCCGAGACCACCCUUCUGAGAUCCGGUUGGCAGAGGUGGAGGCGGCCUCGCUGAUGUCCGAGCAGCUAUCGGACAAGUCUUCUUCUCCUGCUCUGCCAGACGACCUGAGCCUGGACGACAGCACCAGCCUGCAGCUCCUCCACAGGCACAACACGAGAGGCACCAGUGACUCCCAGAGCUCAGAGGAGCGGUCUCUGCAGGGCGGAUACUUUGGUUUUCGCUGCAGCUUUGACAGCUUCGAGGACGGGGCCCAGACCGCAGACCUGGUCCAGACCCGGGACACGUCCCACCACAGUCCACAGACGGGGAGCAGUCCUGCCAAAUGCAGAGACGGGCUCUUCUCGCUGCCUGCAGACUUCUUCCACCCGGCUUCAGCUCCAGGCUCUGGGCCUCAGUCCUCUCACAGCCCAGGAUCCACAGCUCUCUGUGGGCCUCCCUCGCCCGCCUCCUGGGCCUCCCUGCGCUCGCCGGGGACCAACAGAACGCUCGGCUCCCAGAGUGUGUCGUCUCUGGGCUCAGGCAGCUCUGAGGGCAGCCUGCAGACCACUGUGGAGGAGGGCCUCAGCUUCACCACGUCUCCGUCCAGAGUCAGUCCAGUUUCACACUCCCCGACCCAAGCCUCACACUCCGCCACCCAGGCCUCACCCCAGCCCCAAGACCAGCCACGAGACCAGCCCCAAGACCAGCCCCCUGGUCUGUCCAGCAGAGGGCAGCAGUGGAGACGACCCACACUACAGGCCAGCAGGGGGCACCAGCGCAGCCAGAGCAGCUCCGAGCACUGCCCCCACAUCAGUGAACUCUCAGCGGACACCAACAGCCUGUCGCUCUCCUCGCUGCUGCCACACGGCUCUAUAGCGCCGCCGCUGGUCCAGAGAUGCAACAGCACGGGCUCGCUGCACCUGCACCAGGCCAGGCCCAUAGACCCUCCCCCCUCAGGACCAGAGCGCGGCGGCGCGAUCACGGACGAGAUCACGGACGAGAUCACGGACGAGAUCACAGACUCUCACCCCAGAAAGCACAGAUGA